Molecule: messenger RNA, 1077 nt
Organism: Gastrolobium bilobum
Lineage: Eukaryota; Viridiplantae; Streptophyta; Magnoliopsida; Fabales; Fabaceae
Exons: 11
Source: RefSeq, a predicted model, not a curated record
AUGCUGUAAACUUCCAUAUUUACUAUGGCCAGACCUUCAAAGUCAUUAAGAAUGCCGUUGAUGGCCAAAGCUACCUUCUUCUUCAGGAUUGCAUCAAGGACUAAAUAUUGCACGUCAAGAAUCAAAUCAUUUGUCAUACCAAUGUCAAACUAUUCUGUUGAUACAGAUUAUUUUCCGGUUUCCUUCUUAGAGCUUUUAGGCUUACUGGAGAGCUUGAAAGGCAUAACCUCAGAAUCUGUGGCUUCUCCAUGUGUGUUGAAGUUGUAUGAAGGAGGACAGAUAGAAAUGUUCAACAGAAGUGAUUACCAAAAGCUUGCACAGUUUGCAGCUCACUUCUUUAGUGACACUAAUCAACAACCAGCUUGCAAUUUUGCAACUUUUGUUCCUUUUGUAGAGGAUAUCCCUUUGCAGAGAGCAGAGUGGAUCAAGUUCAUUGGAGCUUUUGCAAAUGUUGAAGCUAGAGCCAAUGAAGUCUAUACUGCAGUUAAGGAGAAUUAUUUGUGCUUGGCUAAAAUUGCAACUACUCGGAUAUCAUUCAAGCCAACAGUAGCUUGGAUGAAGUAUGAUAAAGGUGUUUGGUCUUUUACAAAGGAAACAUAUCAGUUGAAGUACGUGGAAGAUGCAGGAGGAGAGAAUUUGGAUGCCUCUAUAUACAAGAAUACUUACAAUAUCUCUGAUCCUGAUGACUUGGAGGAAUUGCAUGCCAUCCUAUGUACUGUGGAAGUAGUCAUUGAUGAAACAUUAACUUCUGAUCCAGCCAACUACACUUUAUCAACAUUUAUCCAUAAUCUAAAUGUUGAGGAUCGUUCUUGUUUUUCCUUUCUUACAAACACAAGCCUAUGGAGAUAUGACAAAAGGAUUCACAAUUAUACUGCUCUUGACUGGUAUAAUGGAGCAGUGUCCCAACCUCAAUUGGCACUAGCAGAUAUUGUUGAGGCUUUAUUUCCCACUGGAAAUUACACGAUGACAUAUUUUAGGAACCUCGCAAAGGGAGAAGCACCUACAAACAUUGUUCCUGAAAUGUGUGACAGGGACACCUCCACAACAAUGGAGCCUACGAUAGUAGCAUGUGGAUGA